This is a messenger RNA of Cyclopterus lumpus (lumpfish), 3018 nucleotides long. RefSeq names its product MARVEL domain containing 2a (gene marveld2a). Gene Ontology annotation, cellular component: bicellular tight junction; cytoplasmic vesicle; apical plasma membrane. NCBI's taxonomy places the organism in Eukaryota, Metazoa, Chordata, Actinopteri, Perciformes, Cyclopteridae. The coding region runs from base 198 to 1937 and encodes 579 amino acids. Gene Ontology annotation, biological process: bicellular tight junction assembly. The transcript is spliced from 9 exons. The record is from RefSeq and is a predicted model, not a curated record.
CGUGACCGCGUCAGAGGGGGAAACCUGUUGGUUUUAAUGUUCCUGAAACGAGGGAAGGAGGAGAAGAAGAAGAAGAAGAAGAAGCGAGGGAAGGAAGCGAACAAGGCGGAUCCUCGGCCUCCAGGUUUGCAUUGUGAGCUGCGGGCCAAUGUAAGUCGGUUGAGUGGCUGCGUGUGAAAGGGACCAUCACCAUCCUCAUGUCCAAUGGAGGAGGCUUUUACGGACGCACUGAGCGCGCCCGCCAGUCGCCGCUCUACGACCAGGUGCCGCUCGGCUCGUCGGCCCGAUCCGACUCCUACGACGCGCUGAGGGAGCACAGAGCGUCGCCCCUCGCCCGGAGCGCCGACCCCCUCCCUCCUCCGCCUCUGCCGGACCAGCCGCCCGUGGGCCCCGAGUUCGAGCCCGGCGAGGUCGACCCGGUACGCGACCCGGACCACGACUCGUCCCUCGACAUCAAACCGGUCCACCGCUUCAUCCCCGACUCCUGGAAGAACUUCUUCAAGGGAAGCAACCCGCCCGGUUCCUCCGUGCCCGGUUCCUCUGUCCUCGGUUCCGAGCCCGCCUCCUCAUGCAACAACAACAACAACCGCACCAGUGACGGGGUGCGCUGCUCCCCGCCGCAGUCCCCCUCCGUUCCCGGGUCGUACCGGGACCCGUAUGGCGGCUCGGGCGGCAGCUACAACUCGCGCAAGGAGCUCCUGGAGCUCCGGGACGCCCGCGAGUCCGAGUCGGGGCGCACCCACCACACGGGCCUGACCUACAGCGAGCGGGUGGAGGAGUACCACCAGCGCUACGGCUUCAUGAAGUCCUGGGCCGGGUUGCUGAGGAUUCUGGGAUGCGUGGAGCUCCUGCUGGGAGCGGUCGUGUUCGCCUGCGUCUGCGCUUACAUCCACAAAGACAACGAGUGGUUCAACAUGUUCGGGUACUCGUCCCCCGGCGGAGGGUACGCCGGCGGGGGGGCGUACGGCGGCGGCAUCACCGGCGGGUCCUACUACUCGGGCCCCAAGACGCCGUUCGUGCUGGUGGUGGCCGGGCUGGCCUGGCUGGUGACUGUGAUCGUGCUGGUGCUGGGGAUGACCAUGUACUACCGCACCAUCCUGCUGGACUCCACCUGGUGGCCCCUGACGGAGUUCGUCAUAAACUUGGCGCUGGCGGUGCUCUUCAUGGCGGCGGGCAUCGUCUACGUGCGAGACACGACCCGCGGCGGCCUCUGCUCCUACCCGGUCUUCAACAACGGCAUCAACGGGGCGUUCUGCCGCACGGAGGCGGGCCAGACCGCCGCCAUCAUCUUCCUCUUCGUCACCCUGGUGGUGUAUCUGAUCGGCGCCGCCGUGUGUCUCAAGCUGUGGAGGCACGAAGCCGCGCGCAGAUACCAGGAGAAGCACGGCCGCGAGAUGUAUCCCACCGACACGCGAGCUGCAGACAUCUUGAUGGCUCCGGUGCCGGCUCCGGUGCACAGAGCCCCGGUGCAGGUGGAAGGCUCCUCGGUGGUUCCCAUCCGGGCCGCUCCGAAGGCGGUUCCGCCGCACGUUCUCCAGGGAGCGAUACCGUCGGGUCACAUCCCCAAACCGGUCAUUGUGCCCGACUACAUCGGGAAGUACCCGACCAUCCGGGCGGACGAGGAGCGGGACCAGUACCGGGCCGUGUUCAACGACCAGUACUCGGAGUACAAGGAGCUGCACUCGGAGAUGCAGGCCACCCUCAAGAAGUUCGACGAGAUGGACGCCAUGAUGCGCGGCCUGCCUCAGCAUCCCGCCAGCCAGAAGGAGGUGGAUCGCAUCAACAGAAUCCUUCAGGACUACCAGAGGAAGAAAAAUGACCCGACUGUCCUGGAGAAGAAGGAGCGCUGCGAGUACCUGAAGAGCAAACUGUCGCACAUCAAGCAGAAGAUCCAGGAGUAUGACAAAGUGAUGGAGUGGAACGACGGAUUCAGCUGAGGAGGAGGAGGAGGAGGAGAAGAAGGAGAAGAGGGAGGAGGAGGAGGAGGAGCGUUGACGGGCCUUUUUACACCUGGCCGAGGGACAGUUAGCGUAGCUUAGCACAAAGACUGGAAGCGGAGGGGAACGGCUAGCCUCGCUAGCCUACAAGCCCGAAACCUUAAAUUUGAUGAUUAGUUAGAAAUAAAUAUUAAGUUUAAUAAUUAGAUUUAAAAGAAAUGUAAAACAUUUGACUUUUCCUUUAAUUUAAAAAAAAAUAAAUAAAUGUUGUAGUAUAGUGGUCUUGGCGCACAGAUAUUUUUUGGAUUAAAAAAAAAGUGGCAAUCUAGAAGAUUCUCAUAAUAUAUAUAUAUAUAUAUUUUAAGUCUGUUAAUUAACUAUCUGACGAUUUUAAAGAAGUAACACAUUCGGCGGCGGGUUGCGGGCUAACAGUUUCCACCUGUUUCCAGUCUUUAUGCUAAGCUAACGGUCUCCUGGCUGUUUAAAUGAUGAGUUGUGCCGUCAAUCUUCUCAUCCAGCUGCAAGCAAAUAACACUUCCUUUUUACAAUGGUCUGAAUAUGCAAAUAUAUAACACAAAUAUAUAUAUAUAUGUAUGUACGUGUGUGACACUGGAUUGUAGCCGAGCCCCAGCUCUUAUAAUUAUCACUGGUUUCUGCUGUGAACGUGAUUUCAUCGUGCUGGUUUACCUUUAAAUGCACAGUGUGUCUUUAUUUUAAUUUUCACUGUUUGUCUCCUUAUAGAAUUGUACAUUUGUAGUAUUUCGUGACGCUUCGUUCCACCAUUUCAACCCGAUUAAACGUUUUGUACUUUAUCGUCACUCGAGUGCUUAAAUCUCGUGAUCGACAGGAAACGACAUCAUAAAGUGUGUUUUCGUCUUGUCAUCAAGUGCUCGUGUUGCUGUAAAUGUCCAUAAUAUUUCUUAAUUUAAAGUGAUUAUGUGGUGCUUUUCUGUCUGUUGAAUACAGUUUUGUUUCUGCAUUGACGGUCUGCGGUUUUCCCUUUUUUUCAUCAGCAGACAGUUUUGUUUUACUGGAAAAAGGAAGGAGGAAAAACCAGAGUGAAUAAAUGUUCUUGUUUUAA